Molecule: messenger RNA, 1908 nt
Organism: Mangifera indica (mango)
Lineage: Eukaryota; Viridiplantae; Streptophyta; Magnoliopsida; Sapindales; Anacardiaceae
Product: ACT domain-containing protein ACR8-like
Exons: 7
Coding region: 323-1648 (441 amino acids)
Source: RefSeq, a predicted model, not a curated record
UUUAAAAAAUGUUAGAUCUAUAAAUACGAGAGCAAGAGAGCAAGAGAGCUCAAGAAGAAGGCGUUGUUCGCGUUUUGGUUUGCAAGAGAAGAAAGAAAUACAGGUUUGGUUUAUUUCUUUUCUGGAGAAAACAGAACAGGAAAAUUGGAGAGAAAAAGUUUGGUGCGAUUUGGUCGAUGACUUGAAGAAGGGAUUUAAAGCUAGAGUUGUUUGUAAGAGGAACUGGCAUUUGAUUUGUUCUAUCCUUGUCCUUGUUCGUUUUUUCAUACUUUAGUGGCUUAUUAAAAGGGAAAUACAAGACUUGUUGAAGUAAAGAGGAAGAAUGGAGUGGCCUGCUUAUUUAGAUGAAUACGAGAAGCUUGUUAUUAGGAUGAACACUCCCAGGGUCGUCAUCGACAAUGCUGUUUGCCCCACUGCGACUCUCGUCAAGGUUGAUAGUGCUAGAAGACAUGGAAUCUUGUUGGAAGCUGUUCAGAUUCUCGCAGAUCAGAACCUUUCAAUAAAGAAGGCUUACAUUUCUUCUGAUGGACGGUGGUUCAUGGAUGUUUUCCAUGUGACUGAUCUGAAUGGAAACAAAUUAAGGGAUGAAAGUGUUAUUCGCUUUAUUGAGGAGUCGCUUGGAACCAUGGACUAUGGAAGAGCUAAUGAUUUUAACGGUUUAACUGCACUUGAACUAACUGGAACAGAUCGAGUUGGGUUGAUGUCUGAGGUUUUUGCAGUAUUAGCUGAAUUACAGUGUAAUGUGGUAGAUGCGAAAGUGUGGACUCACAAUGGCCGAAUUGCUUCAGUGAUUUAUGUGAAAGAUUGCAAUUCUGGAUCUCCAAUUGAGGACUCACAACAAAUUAAUAGAAUUGAAGCACGAUUAAGGAAUGUCUUAAAAGGAGAUAAUGACAUUAGGAGUGCUAAAAUGACUGUUUCUGUGGAGGUCACUCACACAGAGAGAAGGCUACAUCAGAUGAUGUUUGCAGAUAGGGAUUAUGAGAGGAAGCCCGUUUUGAAGAGUUGUAUCGAUUACCCCAUGGUAACAGUGCAAAAUUGGGUGGAAAGAGGUUACUCGGUUGUGAAUGUUCAGUGCAAAGAUAGGAUUAAGCUUUUGUUUGAUGUUGUUUGCACAUUGACGGACAUGGAAUAUGUGGUGUUUCAUGCAACUAUUAACACAUCUGGAGAUAGAGCAUAUCUGGAAUUUUACAUUAAGCACAUUGAUGGAACACCAAUUAGUUCAGAACCUGAAAGGCAACGUGUGAUUCAAUGCCUACGAGCGGCAGUGGGAAGAAGAGCAUCUGAGGGUGUAAGGCUAGAAUUAUGCAUGGAAGAUAGGCAAGGGCUAUUGGCAGAUGUGACAAGAACGUUGAGAGAAAAUGGUCUUAAUAUCACAAGAGCAGAAAUAUCAACAAGAGAGAUGGUAGCAGUCAACGCAUUCUAUGUCACAGACGCCAUAGGAAACCCUGCUGAUCCAAAGAUAAUUGAAGCAGUUAGAGAAAAAGUUGGAUUGAGUAAAUUGAAAGUGAAGGAAUUGCCAGUGAUAUAUAAUGAAAAGGCAGAAAGUGAAGAGCAUACAGUUGGGGUGGGUGAAACAGUAUUGUUCUCACUAGGGAGUCUAGUGAGAAGGAAUCUAUACAAUCUGGGAUUGAUAAAAUCAUAUUCUUGAAGUGGAAAAAAUUGAGAAACUGGCUGAAGAAGAAGGAUUGUUCCCAGCUCCAGAUUGGUUGGCAUAUUCUUUUACUAGAGGUUGGAGGUUUGUGUAAGUACAUGUGAAUUAAAAAGGUCGGAUUUGGUGAUAGCAGGAAUUAAUUUGGUUGAUGGAAUAGAAAUAGAUAGACUUAUUAGAACAAAACGAGUUUAGCACAGUAACACACUUGUACAUAAACAACUCUAUUGAAUUAAAAUAGAUUCUUCCCUUUUAUUCUA